CUUAAUAUUUCCCUCGAUUUGUUAAUGUAGGCUUGACAGCGUGUAAUUUCGUCUAAUAAUUCAAACAAAAGCUGCACUAGAAGGAUGAAAGGAGAUGUGAUUUAUGAAAUAAUAAAAGUAAGGAAAAAUUAAUGGAGCAUUGUGAAACUUUGUAGAAAUGAAAAGAUGUGAAAAACCGAGGUUGAGACUUGCUACGAAGAAGCCACACGCGGCCAUACCCCCAUUGUACCACUUAUUUACUCCUAUAACACAUUCACUACGUCUCUUCUAACAAGUGUGCUCUUGCAGCUUACACUAUCAUACCAGAUUUUAGAAGAAAACCUUUUUGUUGACGUAAAUACAUUUUAACGUCAUCAUGGGAGUGGAGAAAGGAAGCAUUCGUAACAGUGAUGGUUACUGGAUCAAAGGUGAAGGAGGCCACAAACAUGGCUUUGCUCUUCUAAAUGAUCUUAAGAAGAUGAACGCCAUCACUGUGCCUGCUAUUCUCGAGUAUGCUGCUAAUAAUCAUGGAGAAGCAUCUUGUAUGGGCACCAGGAAACUCUUGGCAAGGGAAAGGAUUUUGGAAAAGGGCAAAAAACUGGAGAAGUUACAUUUUGGUGACUACUUUUAUAGAUCAUAUAAAGAUGUUCAAGAAAUGGUUGUGAAAUUCAGUGAUGGAAUUCGAAACUUAGGACUGGGUAAUGGUGACCGCGUUGCUGUGUUUGCGGAGACACGAGCUGAGUGGUAUGUGGCAGCUGUUGGAUGCCUGCGCAGUGGUUUGAGUGUGGUGACUCUCUACACAAAUUUGCCAAACGAAAGUAUUGCUCUGUGUCUCAAGGAAACUGAAGUUAACACGCUCAUCACUACCCAUGAUUUAUUACCUCGUGUGGUUAAAAUACUUCCUAAGUGUAACUUAGUGACCAAUGUCAUUGUUAUUGAAGACCAGCUUGAUGGUAUUGGAUCUGUUGAAGAGGUUUCUAAGGAAGUCACUGUAAUUCCUUUCCAGGAUAUAUUAAAUUUGGAAUCCUCAGAAAAGAGCAAGCCAUUAGUACUACCAACACCUGAUGCUAUAGCUAUUAUCAUGUAUACAAGUGGAUCAACAGGCCAUCCAAAAGGAGUUGAAUUAACACACAGCAACAUUUUUGCCUCUAUUUCAGCUUAUUGUAUCCAAGCUGACUUAAGAUUAGGGGAUCGAUAUAUUGCAUAUCUUCCAUUAGCACAUGUCAUGGAACUGGCCACGGAGACAGCCCUAAUUGCCAUGAAUGUCACUAUAGCUUAUUCUUCUCCAUUCACUUUAACAAAUAGCAGUGCAAAGAUUAUGAAAGGCACCAUAGGAGAUGCCAGAGUAGUCAAACCCACGUGUAUGAGUGCUGUACCACUCAUCUUAGAGAGAAUAAUUAAGGGAGUUACUAAAGUGAUUGAAGACCAAGGUCAUUUGAAAGCUAGGAUCUUUUAUGAAGCAUUAAAAUAUAAGCAAAAACAAGUGGGUCCUUCUUUUGCUAGUAAAGUCCUGGAUGCCCUUGUAUUCAAUAGAGUUAAGGAGGAGCUUGGAGGGCAGUUAAGAAUGCUGGUAGUGGGUGGGGCACCACUAUCUCCAGAAAUUCAUAAUAAAAUUCGAGCACUAUUUGGCUGCACACUUCAGGUUGGUUAUGGAGCUACCGAGACCUCAGCUUGUAUCAGCAGCAUGGAUACCAAAGAUUCUCGUGCGGGACAUUGUGGACCACCUAACCAUGGGGUGCUGCUCUCAUUAGAGGACUGGGAGGAAGGAGGUUAUCUGUCAACAGAUAAGCCCAACCCUCGGGGUGAAAUUGUCGUGGGUGGACCAAUGGUAUCUAGAGGUUACUUUCGUCUCCAAGAGAAAACCGAAGAGGUGUUCUUUAAUAGAGAUGGAGUUAGAUGGUUCAGAACUGGUGACAUUGGUGAGAUUGAUGAAACUGGUGUCCUGCAUGUGGUAGACCGAAAGGCAGAUCUUGUUAAGCUGAAUAAUGGUGAAUAUGUCUCCUUGGGGAGUAUUGAGAGUAAACUUAAGACUCAUAAGAUUAUAGAGAGUAUUUGUGUAUGUGCUUAUCCAGGAGCCCAGAAUACUGUAGCCAUAGUUGUUCCUGUAGUUGAUUACCUAAAGAAAGUAGGCAUGAAACUAGGUCAUUUAGACGAUACACCUAUUAACGAUCUUUGCAGCAAUGCAAAAGUUGUGAAAGCUGUUCUUGAAGAGCUGCUUGACCAUGGCAAGAACCAAGGACUUGGGCGUUGGGAUCUUCCGGCAGGAAUCUUCCUUACUCUUGAGCCUUGGACUCCUGAAUCAGGAUUGGUCACUGCAGCACUUAAAAUUAAAAGGGUCCCCAUUAAGUCCCAUUUUCAAGCUGAACUUGACACUUUAUACAGCCAGCUGGAACAGGUCACCAACUAGAAAUGUGCAAAUUAAAAUAUUUUGGCUUCAUUUGAAUUUUGUUGCAGUUAAUACAACUUUUGCAUUCAUGUUAAUCAGACAAGAAAGUAGAAAUGGGCAAAAAUAUGUAAGGUACAAAUUCCCACUCAAUGUACUGUGGCUUUAGGUGAAUCAGCCAUUGCAAGAUGUUCCAUUUCUAUUUGUAAUGCAUAUGUGAUAUUCAUUUACUGUAUGUGAUCAGUACGGGUCACAACAUAUUGAAGUCUUGAUACAGGUGCUCCUUGACUUACAAUGGUUCAGCUUGUGAUGAUUCAUCUUUAUGAUGGUGCAGAAGCUAUUACAGUAAUUAUUUGUUUAUUUACUUAUUCAGUGACAGUUAUUUACUUAUUUAGCGGAUCAUGUUUGUAUCAGACUUAGGAUAUUUUCGACUUAAAUUGGGUUUGUUAGAACCUAACCCCAUCACAAGUCAAGGAGCAUUUGUAUGUGAGAAAGUGUUGAUGGCCUGAUGUGUAAAGUGCUGCAUCUCUGGAGAGCCAUUGAGCAGGCUUUAUCCUCUGUACACGAAGCUUGAGAUGUAUGAACCGACUUUGUUUUACAUGCCUUGUUGUUUACAAGCAUAAAGAGCUUUUUCUCCAAAAUUAAUAAAAUUUCUCAUAAAUGUUCAAAAUAUAGUGUUCAUAAAAAUUACUGAAUAUACAAUACUUCCCAGUAACAGAUUUAAGAUUGCUUUGGAGAACACUUUUUUUUUUUAGGUAAAUAUUCUCUAGUUUUUUGCUGAAUUAAUUUUUACAAGUUUAACUGCCAGGUUAGAGUGAUAGUUUAGUGUGAGAAUUAGUGCCUUAGUAGAUUUGUGGUGCAUAGUUAUAAUGUGACAGUAUACCUUAUUGGUGACUGCUGGGGGGGGGGGUGAAGGAACGGGGCCAUUGUCCCUUCGUAUAUCAGGGCUGUGUUAAGGAAAAAGCAACCUUAUUGAUAUCAAGCUCUGUUUCCAUAUUCCUUUUGAUUUCCUUGUCCCUUGGAACUUUUACCCCUUCCUAGAUAUAUACACUCCCAUACCUGGAAAAGUUCCAAUGGAAAAGUUCCACAGUAUGUUGGGCUUUUCAUAUUAGUAGUCCAGAAGGAGUAAAACUGCCUAAUCCUUGAUAAAGAAUAACUGCCUCAUUUAACUUCAAGGUUACUUCUCAUUUUUGUAGUACCAUUUGGCCCAUACGGGUUUAGCAUUUUCUGUGACUAAUUAUCACAUUUGCUUUGUGAAUUAUUUACGUAGUAACUACUUUUUGGGCUUGGUUCUCCAGUUUCUUCCUUUUUUUAAAAAUUAGUUAUGGUUGUACAAUGUAGAGGUUGAGUGUCUCGCAUAUUGACUUGUAGCUCAGUGGUAGCACGUUUCACUUGCAAUUGAAGGACCCUGGUUCACUCUUUAGUGUAAGUUGAGACAUUUGGGCAGGUCUCCUUGCACCUGCUUCUCUUGUUCAUCUAGCAUUAAACAAGAACCAGGAUAAUAAUAAGCUUUUGUGGAUUGCAGUAUGGGGUACAGCACCUACGAAUCCCAUUGCAAAUUAGCUACAACACUUGUCUUUCCAGGGUUACCUUGGAUUAAUUAAAAGCCCUCUGGGGGUAAUAAUAGGAAGAAAAUUCUUUUACAAAUAGUAAUGCAGUUUUUUUAGUUCAUUUUUUUUUUUUAAAUGAAACUGAAAAAGUGCAUUCAAGAUUAAAUAGCAAGUACUGAUUUUCAGACGAGAUGUUGAUGAGUGGAACAAUCUUAAAAGUAGUCAAUGAAGCUAAAAGCUUUGGUAGUUUUAAAAAGAGAUUAGAUAAAUAUAUGAGUGAGGAGGGCUGGGUUUAACCCUUUAACUGUCCAAGCAGAUCUACGUUCACAUGCGUAGGGCUCCAAAAGUAGAUCUAUGUUUUUUUUACAUAUUUUCUAAACAUAAAAAAAAAAAAAACAUAGAUCAAAGUUUUUUUUACACGUUUUCAAAUGUAAAAAAAAAAAUCCUUUUUUUUUUUUACAUACUUUCAAAUGUUGAAAAAAUAUAGAUCUACGUUUGGACAGUUUAAGGGUUAAUUAGUACCUAAGGUACUGAAGCAAAUUCUUUGUCACUCAGGUAGAUGGGAAUGGGCCAGUAGGCCUACUGCAGUGCUUCUCUAUUCUUAGGUUCUUAUGAAGGCUUUUCAAUGUUGGAUGGACUUUUUCAGUUGCAAUUUACAAACAUAGAGUGAAGAGAGCUUGAUGUAUUUCACGGAGUGAUUUUUCACCAUUUUCUGUGAAAUUUGUUUGGGAAAAAAAGAUAUGAAUUGUGGUUGCUGUGAACUAAGAGAUAGUCAGACUUAAACCAAAGACUGAAGCAAUAUAGAAACUAUAUGGAUUUAUUGCAUGAAGCAUUAUAGAAACUACAUUAAUUUAUUGCAUAAAUCAAUAUAAAAACAUUGAUUUAUUGAAUGCUAAUCUAAGCCUCUAAAUUAUAAGAGCACUGUGUUUACAUUUGAUUUUUUCAAGAAAGCGAUAUUUGGUGAAUUAUAAGAUACAUAAAGGAAGAUACUACAUAUUUUGGUUGAAAAUAAACGAAUGAAUUUUAAGUGUAAUACAUUUUAUCAAUAAAUAUGUUUCACAAUCUUGCACAAUUAUUCGACAUGCAGUUGGUUGUGUUCAAGCACAGUUGAAAUUAAUAUUUGGAGGGUCUAUACAGUGAGAGGUACAUACUGUGUGUGUGUAUAUAUGUCGUGCCAAAUAGGUAAAACUGUAAGUUAGCAAGAACUCAUUUAAAAUUAAGUCUUGUCUAAAAUUUACUCUUAUACAUUUAAAGAUAUAUUUUUUCAUUAAUGUUAAUGUAAAAAUUAAUAAUUUUGUUCCAACAGAACUUUAGAAAACUUACCUAACCUUAUUAUAACAUCACAAUUAAUUUAACCUAAUCCAACUAAAUAUAUUUUAGAUACAUUUACAAUAAUUUAAUAAACAAGCACAGUGAAAUAUAUUUUUUCAUUAGCUUCAGAAGGAUUUUUGUGAAAUUAUUGCACACACAAAUUUUUGCUUACCUUAUUCGGCAAACAGUGUUGCUAUUUAAUCCAGAAUUGCAAGUUUUACUUAUUCGGCAUGACAUAUAUAUGCAUUUAUGUACAUUCACACACACACACACACUGUAUGUAAUACAUGGUAUAUGUAUUGUGGAUGUAUUACAAAGGUUUAUCUUUUUAAUGAUGCACAGAAUAUUUGUGCAUAUACAUGCACUGAGGUAUAUAUCUGGGUAUAUGCUGAGAGUUUUACUUAGUCUCUGUUUUGGAAGUUAAAGCAUACUUGAGUGUCAGUUUAUAGGCAUCACGUAGACCCUUGUGCAAUUGAUAGGCUUUACAUCUGUUUGCAAAUAAAAUGGUUAUGACUAUGACCAUAAUUUUUAAAGGUAUGGACCGGUAAGCCAGUGAAAGGCCUCGGUCAGUUGACCAAAAGCUGCAAUGGUGGGUCAUCUAAGACCCGUGUCAGGAAACUCGUGUCCUGUUUCCUGAUGAACCUUACCUAACCUAACCUUUAAAUCUGCCAAACUGCACUAAAUCACUGAAAAUAAAGCCUAUGUAUGAUGCAUUAUUAGAAGUGUUAGGCCUAAAUGUGAGGUUUGCAAUUGCAUAUACAGUAUUGCAUAAAAUAGUAUUUCCACUAAGAAUUGCAAUACAGUUUUGCAUUUUGUACAAAAUUAAGCUACUUAUGUGAAUAAGAUUGUUAAAAUUUAUUCCAUAAUCGUGUAUUAGCUGCACUUCAGCCAGUGCUAAUUUUUUUUUAUAUAUUUAUUAUGUAUUAUAUAAUUUUUAUCUAGAAAGAAACAUUUUUAUUUAUGUCUGUUGAGUGAUGAAUGUUUUGUUUUUGAGUCAUCCUUGAUGGAAAAUGACCGAUGUGUAUAAAAUAUUUUGUCUUGUUUGACACUUGUUACUAUUAGUUUGCUAUAAUAAUUAAAGUAUAAUUUAUACUUUUGUUUUGCUAUUGUGUGUGUAUUACACAUGUCUAUGGGAGUAUAAACAAGUAAAUUCCACAUGGAUAGAAAUAAGAAGUAGAAAGAGUCUGAAAACACAUUAAAAAUAAGUAUAUAUUUUAGCAACACUCAGAGACCCUUUUUAGUUACUGAAGAUUGGUAUCUGAUCGAGUUAGAAAUAUAUAAACCCUUUCCACUAUGUUUUAUUUUCUGAUCAGCAUUUAUGACAUGUACAUUUAGAAGGGAAGGUCAGGUAUAUGUAGUGACAUGCAUAAUUGAAUGAUCUCAGCAUGUAGAGUAAUUGAACCACCUACAUUUAUGUUAUGUGAUGAUGUACGAGGCAUUGCACGGCAAAAAUGAAGCGCCAUCAUGGUUAAAACCAGGGCUAGUGAACAAACCAAUUCUGUUACAUCUCUGUUUGAGGGGAUGUGUAUAUACUGUGUUCUAGAUCAAUAAGUUUGAUAGCCCCAUAACAAAGUAUUUGGGUAACUUUAUCUUCAUAACUUCAGUAUACCCUCUUCCCAUGCCUGCAUUUUUCUCCAGUGUUUAAAUUUUAUGUUUAUUCAUUUCUGCUGUACAAUGCCUCACACUUUGAAUGUUAGGAAAAUUAAUAUGGAAAAAUACACAAAUAACCCGCACAUAGAAGAGAGAAGCUUAUGACGAUGUUUCGGUUCGACUUGGACCAUUUACAAAUUGACUUUGCAAAUGGUCCAAGUCGGACCGAAACGUCGUCGUAAGCUUCUCUCUUCUAUGUGCGGGUUAUUUGUGUAUUGUUCCAGUCACGGUAUUGUGCCUUUUUUUUGUUAUUGUUAAUAUGGAAAAAAUUAAUGUGUGCUUUAUACCACAAUUAAGCUGGAAGUGUUGUAAAAUUUCUAUGCACAAUGUUUGCUACCACAUUUUCCAUCAUGUAAGAUACAUCUUUGCAUUAGAUGCAUUUAAGUUAUGGAGAAGACUUGAUUAAUGUACAUUAUCACACAUACUCUACUGCUACCAAUAUUACUUUGGCCGCAUAAAAAGAAUCAGGUAAUUUUUUUAAUCUACGUUUUUGGACCAUAUGAAAAAUUUGUUUUUUGUGUGACAGAAGAUAUAUACUAACUGUCCAUUCAAUGCCUCGAAGUAUUAUCAGUGCCUUUGUGUGCCUUUCUAGUUCUUAAAUUUGAAUGAAUCGGAUGCCUAUAUGUUGUGUAUUGAAGGAAGAUUAUUCAGUCAUGGAUGUUAUGAUGGCUAAUAGAGCUCAGUAAUUUUAAUGUUGUAGCACUUUUGUUUGUGAAUACAAUGUGAUCAAAGAUAAAGCAUAAUAAUAAUAAUCCACAAAGAAAAAUCAAUAGUUUGAGCUAUCUUGGAUCAUAAUUAAAACUUCAGUGCCAGCUGUUGUUAAUAUAUUCAUUGGAAAGCAGUAAAUCCAUAAGGGUCAUAUAGUGCCUAACAAAUGAGAGGUACUUGGGUUUGAUUGAAGGGAGAGGAUAGCAUCAGCUCCUUGGAUGCAGAACCCUUCCUUAUGAUCAAGGCAUACGUUGUAAUGGGGAUGCCAACUGCUAGGAUGCAUCAAAGUGAGAAAGUUUUGUCAUCAAAAUAGCCAUGUAUCCCUGCACCAUUUAUUUUCAGAAACUUCUGUCAUUGAGGUACUCAGAUAACCAUGUAUCCCUGCAACAUUAUUUUCAGAAACUUGUCAUUGAGGUAUACAUGUAUCUCUGCAACAUAAUUAUUUCAUAAUGAACCUGAGCAGCUUGAGCAGUCCAAAAAUUGUUGUCAUUUUAGUCUUGUAUGCAUUUCAUCAGUGAAAUCAGCCCAUCAAAUGCCUUCCUUUAAGCUUGUGGAAGGCUCAUAGUUCAAGGAAUUGCAGCCACAUUUCCCUCUGAUAAACCCUGAUUGCAUCCCAUUCCCAAGUCACUGUCCCUGAAGAGUUUAGUGCUUCCCCAUGAAUGUAAUGAGUGAAGUCAUCAUAACUUAAUGUAAAAGAACAAGGUCAUAGUUCCAUGUUUAGGCCAAGUCUGAUUUUUUGUACAAUUUAUUUAAAAAAUGGAAAAGUUUUUAUUUUUUUAUUUUUUUUUUAAAAAGGAUUGUAUUCCUCUCACCGGCUGUUAUAUGCAGUCUGAUUUUUUUUAUUAACAAGACACUAUGUGGCUUAUGGCAUUUUAUUGAAAAGACAUACGUUGACCAAGGGCUUUUUUGACAAAGUUCCUGGUGAUGAUACAGUGUCUUCAUAAAAUGACAUAAACCACACUGUCUUAUUACAUCCUUGUUGGUACGUAAUGCCAUUGAUGUACCUGCUCUGAAUUGUCUUUUUUUUUUCACUUUAACUGAUUGAAUUGUUUUUAUACAUGGGCAAUAUAUUGUAUUCUGACUUAG
This is a messenger RNA of Cherax quadricarinatus, 8667 nucleotides long. RefSeq lists its product as uncharacterized. NCBI's taxonomy places the organism in Eukaryota, Metazoa, Arthropoda, Malacostraca, Decapoda, Parastacidae. The record is from RefSeq and is a predicted model, not a curated record. Gene Ontology annotation, molecular function: palmitoyl-CoA ligase activity. Gene Ontology annotation, biological process: long-chain fatty-acyl-CoA metabolic process; long-chain fatty acid metabolic process; neuron differentiation. Gene Ontology annotation, cellular component: plasma membrane; lipid droplet; endoplasmic reticulum.